This is a messenger RNA of Staurois parvus, 278 nucleotides long. Lineage: Eukaryota; Metazoa; Chordata; Amphibia; Anura; Ranidae. The record is from the annotation of a GenBank genome assembly.
UCAACGGAAAGAGCCGAAGAUGUCGGCUCAGUCAUGUGAUCAGCUGUGUCCAAUCACACCUGAUCACACUGAUCAUCAGUGCGCCCUGAUGAUCUGUGUAGCCCCAGCAGCACCACCUGUCAGUGUCCAUCAGUGCCAGCUGUCAGUGCUCAUCCAUGCCACCUGCCAGUGCCCAUCAGUGCCACAUCAAUGCCACAUAUCAUUGCCCAUCUGAGCUGCCUUUCAGUGUCACCCAUCAGUGCCAGUCAGUGCCACCUAUCAAUGCCAAAAACUGUAGC